Molecule: messenger RNA, 2007 nt
Organism: Lotus japonicus
Lineage: Eukaryota; Viridiplantae; Streptophyta; Magnoliopsida; Fabales; Fabaceae
Exons: 7
Coding region: 195-1727 (510 amino acids)
Molecular function (GO): nucleic acid binding; zinc ion binding
Source: RefSeq, a predicted model, not a curated record
AAACUUAGCUUUUUGACAAAAAGUUGCUCAUCACUUCUUGCUUAUUUGCUAAGUUUUCCAGAAAUCGUACAGUGUGGAAAUCAAAGAACAGAGACGAUGUCGUUUUGUUUCCAUGUACGAGGUUUAUAGCACUGAACACUGAACACUCAACCACACUCCAAUCCAACGUCUCAAUUCUCUCCACCACCACCAUCAUGUUCACACUGGCCACCAUAGAAGAAAAGAACAAGAGGAAAAUGUGUGAUCAGGAAGUGAACCAGCCUCUCUCACCUUCACGAUCACCAUCAAAUCCUCCUCAAUUUCAACUUCACCCAAGCACCCCAGAGAAGAUCCCAAGCCCACACAUUCAGAAACGAAUGCAAGGAGACACUUGCUUCAAGUGUCACCAACAAGGUCAUUGGAGUUGGUUUUGCCCUUUGAACUCCCCCAACAACAAGCCCCUCUCAUCAUCAUCACACUCACCCACUCACCACUCCCCUCAGAACAUUCACUGCCGUUGUGGCUACGGUUUUUGCAUCAUCAAAACCUCCAACAGCGAGAGAAACCCGGAUAGGAAGUACUAUUCCUGCCCCAUCAAAAGGGGGGCACAGUGUAAAGGGUAUGGAUUUAUGAAAUGGUGUGAUGAGCCUGUUGAUCAGAGUGAUUUGCAGCCUCCGUUGUUCAAGUACCCUGAGUGUGAAUGCAGAGCUGGAGUGUGUCGUAGAGUGAGGGGAACAGAACAGAGUACCAAUGCGGUUAAGUACUAUUUUGAGUGCCCUGUGAAAAAGGGUCAUGGAUCAUGUGGAUACCAAGUGUUAGAGGAUGAAGUGCUCAACAACACAAGCAUUGCUCAUGUCCGACAAAGCAUGUCUGAAGAUUUAGUGCUCAACAACACAAGCAUUACUCCUAUCCGGAAAAGCAGAGAAGGACUGAAAGUGGAAGGCAAAGAGGAGAGAAAAGGAUUCAGAGAGCUUAAGGAUUUCUUCAUGGAUUCUGGCAUGAAUCAAGCUAUGACUUCUUUGUCUGCUGGGGUCACUGGUGUGAUUAAGUUCAACGGUCUUAACUAUGCUGAUUGGUCGGAACAGAUUCAGUUUCAACUGGGUUAUAUGAAUUUAGACCUAGCAAUAGUUACAGACGAAAAGCCUGCAGCCAUUACUGAGACCAGUACGAAUGAUGACAAGUCUUAUUAUGAGGCUUGGGUAAGGUCUAAUAGGCUGUGCUUGAACUUGAUGAGAAUGACAAUGGCUGAAAAUGUUAAGCCAUCCAUGCCCAAAACAGACAAUGCAAGGGAAUUUAUGGCAAAAGUUAAGGAGUUCUCACAAUCAGACAUAACUGACAAGUCCAUUGUGGGAACUCUAAUGAGUGAGUUGACGACCAAAAGGUUUGAUUGGUCUCAACCAAUUCAUGAUCAUGUGACUAGCAUGGCAAAUCUGGCAGCAAAGCUGAAGUCCAUGGGUAUGGAUGAAAUUAAGGCCAUGUUGAUUCAGGAGGAAGGGAGAUUAAAGAAAGAGAAAGACCACUCAAUUCAUCUCACGACUCAUGAUGGAGCUAGUAGCAGCAAGGCUAAACCAGGUAGAAAGGAACAGAAGAAGGACAAAGCCUUAAAAGUUAAAGAGGGUCGAAUCCAUAAGGAGCAUGUGUGCUACUUCUGUAAGAAGGCUGGACACUUCAAGAAAUAUUGUCCGAAAAGAAAGGCUUGGUUCGAAAAGAAAGGGAUUCCUUUCGAUCCAUCCCAUAAGAGGAACUGAAAAUUUUCUGUACAUGGGAAACAAGAUGAAAGCACGAAUUGAAGGAAUUGGGACUUACAGAUUGAUCUUGGACACUGGUCAUCAGUUAGAUCUAGAAAAGUGUCUAUAUGUUCGUGGAUGUGCUAGAAAUCUUGUUUCAGUAGGAAAGUUGGAUCGUUUAGGUUUUGAUUUUAAGAUUGGACAUGGUGGUUUUUCUUUGUAUAAACUUGCGUACUAUUAUGGUUCUGGUACUUUGCUGGAUGGUUUAUACCGUUUCAAUCUUGAUGUUAAUUUUGUUGAA